AUGUGCCACUUUCAGGUCUCCUCACACACUGCUGGUGUGUUCAAUUUUUUGUCAUAGGGUGCUGGCAGAUUACAGGCCUCCUAUAGCUGCUGCCAGGCCCCUAAUCUGCCAUGGGCCCCUAUACCGCCUCCUCAUGCUGCUGCCAGGUCCACAGUCUCUCAUGGGUCCCUGUACGGCCUCCCAUUGCUGCUGUCUCCAUCGCCCACUCUGCCAUGUGCCACUUUCAGGUCUCCUCACACUCCUGCUGGUUUCCAUUUUGUCAUAGGUUGCUGUAUGGCCUCCCAUUGCUGCUGCCUCCACCGCCACACUGUGGCUCCAAACACUGGUUUUGGCCCCGUGACUGGCCAAAUGAGUGAAGUGUGCGGUGAUUCUAAGAUCGACGGCACUCAUCUGCAUGUCAUACUGAGUGACAGUAUUAUUUCUCUUCCCCAGCAGACUCCAAGGGCAUUUAAAUUAAAGGUACAGUGUUCUGCACUAAUAUUA
Messenger RNA from Staurois parvus, 483 nucleotides. NCBI's taxonomy places the organism in Eukaryota, Metazoa, Chordata, Amphibia, Anura, Ranidae. The record is from the annotation of a GenBank genome assembly.